UUGAUACCCCCUUCAAUGCAAAAAAAGGGAAAUCAAAAUAAUAUUUACCGAGCAUUGGGCACGUUUCGUAUUAGACGAAGGAAAGUAUAAGGAGAACGGUUGAUUUGAAAAUUCCUUAAAUUUUAUUUUGAGCUUUCCGAGUGGAGUUUGGCGCCAAGAGUGGAAACUAAUGACACAGAAAAUGGAAUCACUUUCAAAUCCAUUUGUUUCAGGGCGGAUAUGGUGGGCCAAUUGCAGGUCUUGCUGCAAAUUAAACUCCAGCCGGUAAUGAUGUCACGUGUCGAACAUGAUGUCAUCAAAUCGGGGUUUUUAUUGACACUUAACAGAUUUACGGGUCACUGACUUGUUGUUAUUUUUUGCGAGAGGAUUUUGUGUACAAACAUGAUUUUUAAAGGAGAUAUUCUUAAUGCGCAACAAAGGCACAUUACAAAGUGCUCUCGAACGACUUGAGUGAAAGCUGGGCUUAAAUUUCACAAAUGGAUCUUUUAUUAUUUAGAGGGGAUUAUUGGCUUAAGCAGGUAUACCAUUUAAAAGCCAAUUCUUGCAAUAAUUCCCUGCUGAAUACUUCAGCAGCCUACAGGUAAUUAGUAACCGAUCCUAAGCACGGUUUUCGCUCAGUUGCCGUCAGAACCUCAAAGGAAUAAAAUGUUCAGUUUGAAACAAUUCCUUUUUGCAACUUUGCUCAAGUUCGCAGUUGCCUCAUAUUUCGACGAAAACACCAGCGAAAUCCAGUGCAAGUGCGUCCCGCCGCAUUUAUGUGCGGAUAAUGAUGAAGGGACCAAUGGACAGGGAUUAUUGGAUAUCCGAUUCGAGGACGACUCUUGCCCCAACCAUUUCGACGUGUGUUGCGACACCCCCCUGGAAGCGCCCCCGUCCAAAAAGUGCGGUUUCGCCAAUUCCCAAGGCAUUGGCCCCCGCAUUACUUCCGAUUCGGAAACAGUGCAGUUCGGGGAGCUCCCCUGGACCGUGCUGGUGUUUGUGAGUCCAGAAAGCAGCGAAAAGGCGGCAUUAAUAUGCGGCGGCUCCUUAAUCCACCCCCAGGUGGUCCUAACUGCCGGUCACUGCGUCUCCGCCAGUUCGCCCGACACCGUGAAAGUGCGUGCAGGCGAAUGGAACAUCAAGAAGACGGACGAACCGUUCCCGCACCAGGACCAAGUUGUGAAGGAAAUCCUCGUUCACCCCCAGUACAAAACGGGGACUUUAUGGAACGACAUUGCUUUGCUUGUUCUGAAUCAAGCAUUUGUUGUGAAAGCAAAUAUCGGCUUCAUUUGUUUGCCGGCGGGAAAAUUAAAAGUUGAUGAGAAGCGGUGUGUGGCGAGCGGCUGGGGACGCAAAGCUACAGCGAGGGGAAGACUGUCGGCGGUUUUGAGGAAGGUGACGGUGCCGUUAGUUGGGAGGAAUAAGUGUCAAAAGGCACUGAGAGGGACCAAGUUGGGGAAAGCGUUCAGGUUGCACAGGAGUUUUAUGUGCGCCGGAGGGGAGAAGAAUAGGGACGCUUGCAAAGGGGACGGGGGAAGUCCCUUGAUUUGUCCCUUGGAGGAGGAAGGGAGGUUUGUUCAAGUAGGAAUUGUUUCGUGGGGGAUUGGAUGCGGAGCAAAUAAAACGCCAGGGGUUUAUGUCAAUUUGCCGAUGUAUACGGACUGGGUUGAUAGGCACAUGAAAGAAAGGAAUUUUUCAACGAGUUAUUACAAGUUGUGAACUGUUACACGAUUGUAUAUUUUUGU
Messenger RNA from Tribolium castaneum (red flour beetle), 1724 nucleotides. Its product is annotated as serine protease H59. Gene Ontology annotation, biological process: proteolysis. Gene Ontology annotation, molecular function: serine-type endopeptidase activity. NCBI's taxonomy places the organism in Eukaryota, Metazoa, Arthropoda, Insecta, Coleoptera, Tenebrionidae. The transcript has 2 exons. The record is from RefSeq and is a predicted model, not a curated record. Bases 646 to 1698 code for a protein of 350 amino acids.